AUGCUAUUUCAGUUUUUUCUUUUCACAUGUCUUAAGCUUUCAAAUCCCUUAGAACUAUUACUUGUCUACUCAAACUCUUCAGCAAAUAUAAUCUCAAGCCUGGUCACUGAUAUCAAAGCCAAUAUUUUAAGUCUUCCUUCAAUAGAGCUUUCUACAUGCGAAAUUUCUUUACUUGAGGGAGAAAUUGCAGCCCGUCAAAAUUUAUUUGCAGUUUUUGAUAUAAGUAGCAAUUUGACAUCUCAAUUCGAUGUUUCGAAGCUAUGUGAAAAAAAUUUUCUUAUACAUUUUCAGGUUUCUGAGAACUUACUUUAUUUACAUAAAUGAACUUUUUCACUGACAAGCUCAAAAAAAAACAAAUAUGAUGCCUUUAUAACAGUUCUAAAAUAUUUUAAUUGAACUGCUGGUAUAGCUUUAAGCAGUGUCGAGAGCUAUUCUAAUUCACAACUUGCUUUAAAAAAUUACUCAGAAAAUAUUGAGCUAUUUUCUGUAAGCUCAAACACAUUUAUCACCGACUUUAUUCAAAAAGAAUUAAUGAAAUUAGGCUCAUCGCUGUUUUUUGUGCUUACGAACAAAGAAAAUUCCAUCGAAAUUCAAGAAAGUUUAAAAUCUUCUAAAAUGCUUACUAAUGGAACUGGAAUUCUGCUUUUCGGAGAAAGCAGCUAUGGAUCGAACACUAAUGGAGCACUAGCUAUUGUUGAAAAAAAUAAAGAAGCAGUGGACUCUUAUGAAAAAUAUUUAGUUGCUGCUAUUUCAGAAAUGAUUUCUUUUAUAAGCAGCUCUACAAGCCUAGACAAUGCUUUAAUUUUAUUAUCAAAGAAAUGUCCAAAUCAUUACUGCUCAAAUGAAUUUUCCAUUAUAAAUAUUCAAGAAAAUCAGAGCAAGAUUGUUGGAUCAAUUUUUGAUAGAAAAAUAGAGCUAAAUUCUACUAUAUUUUUGUGGAUUUUUUUUAUUUUAAAUUCAGAAUUUUUUUGACUACUGAGGUAGCGUAUAUAUUUUUUAAUUUAGCGAAAAGUAAAUGGCAAAUUUAUAUGGCUAUAAUAUUAUUUUCCCUGGGGACACUUCUGUUAUUCCAGUAUCACAGAAGAAAAUUUUAUAUUUCAGUGCAAAUGAUGGAACGACUAAUCCUGGUACUGACCCUUUUCCAUUGGUAGACCUCUAUAAAAGAGGCUUAACACUGGCGAUAAAUGAUAUAAAUUCAGGUAUUGAUAUAUUAAAGAAUUUUCAAUUAAAUCUCAACCACUUUGACUGCGGGGCAAAUGUUUAUAAUGCUACUUUUUGCUAUAAUUGCCUAUAUCUGAUAAAUAGAUUACAAUUUUUCUAUACUCUAAGUUUUCCUAUUUAAUACGAAAUAUUGAUAGUGAUUUAAUAAUAAAUAUAUUUCAUUUUUAUAGUCAAGUAUAAAUAAAGAUAAAGAUAAACUAGGGUUGGUACAUAUGGUUAACGCUGGGUCUCCUGUAGCUUAUGGAUCAAUUGCUACCUUACUCCUCCCUUAAUUAGUGAGGUUCUGUAUUUUUCUUCAUUAAUGAAAGGAGUGGCAUAGACUUGUUUAAAAACAUAAUACUUUGAAUGAAAUCUUAGUGUAGUAAAUAAGCUGUCUAAAACUUAAUGUAUCUACUAGAAGUGUCAUUAUUAAAUCAUUAUCGCCCAACCCAUAAAUAAUAUUUACUCACUAAUCGUAAUUUAUCAAAUAGAAUGAUUUUUACUGAUUUUGCUCAUUUAAUAUACCGAGAAUUUAGCAAAGUUAAAUAUCACAAUUCCUCUUGUCGGAGCUACAAAUCUCGACCCAGGUCUCUCAAACUCCACGAAAUUUCCAUUUUACACAAGAUUAAUUUUACCGAGCACAAUUAUUCUUUCACAAUUUCCGUUGCUCCUUAAAGUUAUGGGCUGAAAUAAUAUUGGCAUUAUAUAUCAAGACGACUCCACAGGAAUUAAUUCAUAUAACACUAUUUGUAAAGCAGCGGAAAUACAGAAUAUAAAAAUCGUAAAUAAGCUGGUAUCAAUUCCACCAUUAUUAACUAGAGAACAAAUAAAGAAUUACACAUAUGUUUUUCAGGAAAUUAUUGAUACAAAUGUAAGAUUGAUAGUUUUAGUGGUGAAUUCUCCUUUAAUAGACUAUAUUGCUGAAACUUUUUAUGAUUUAGGCAUGAGAAAAGGCGACAUCAUUUUUUUCUCUGCUAAUCUUGUAUGGCUCACUUCAGUCGCAAAUAAUGAUGACUAUGCAUAUAAAAGGCUAGAAGUCGCUGUUCCAUUAAUUAAUAUGUUUCAGUCACUUUUCCUACUCCAAGCUCUGGAUAUAUUUUUUUAUAAAUCUUAUAUAUAAUUUAGAUUUAAUUGAACAAAUAAGAUAGUUUGGGUAUUAAUUUAAUAAAAAUUAAUAUUAUUGAAUAAGCUACAUUUAAAAAUUCACCUUUAGAUUAAGAAAAUUGCAUCUCCCUAUUUUCGUUGAAAAGAGUUAGGAGAAAAAGGUAAAAAAAUUCAUGAUAUUCUGUAUACAUCAUAUGGAAACAUCGAGCCUAACACAUAUGCUUGUCUAUAUUAUGAUGCUGGCUAUUUAAUAGGCUCAGCCUUAGAUUGGACUAUAAACAAAGGCAAUGAUUACACUAAUCCUUACACCCUUCAAGAUGCUAUUAGAGAUGUAAAAUUUAUAGGAUGUAGUGGAAAAGUGUAUAUGCAAAAAGGAAGCAAUGAUGUCCAAUUAUCAAGCUUUAGGAUACAAUCAAAUUUCUAUAAUUCUACAACAAAAAAGUUAAUGAUUUACCAAAAUGGACUACUUACUCCAACAGGCUCAAAAAUUUUGUCGAUUGAGACACCUAUUGUGUAUGCAGAUGGAACUACUAAUAAGCCCACAGAUUUCAGGAUCUUAAGAACUAAUUGCGCAUUCGAUGAUAAACUGAAGCAAACUUUUGAUAAAGGCCGAGCUUUGGCUUUUGGGAUUUGCUUUUUUGACGCAGCUGUUACAAUAAUUAUUAUUAUUUAGACUUUACCGCUGAUCGAUAUCAACAAGUUCAUGCUCAUUUCUUGCAGCAAGAACUCCAGCAAUGUUCCACAAUCACUACUGCAAUUCUUAAAGCCUUACCGAAUUCUACCUUUUUUUUUUUCUUUUGGUGCGAAGCGCCAAAUAAUUAAAUUUAUUACAAUAAUUAUAACAUUUUUUAUUUGGAAAAAUUGGUGAAACACAGAAAUAGAAGAUCUUAAACCGUUUAAAAAUAAAUUGAUAUUUAAAUUUUGUGCCAAAAGGCACAACUUUAGAAAAAUCAGCUUCAUUUUAAAGUACAAAAUUAAAAUGAUUUUAUAUAUAAAAAAGGAAGAAUUUUCUAUUUCUGAUUUUAUGGUUGGGGCUACUAUUCUGGUAGAAUUUUUCCAGUACCUUUCUCAGGGCCCUAAUAUUCGACCUUUAAACAGUGUUCUUGCUAAUAUAGGUGAUGCUGUUUCAUUGGAUUUGAAAAGCUUUAUAAAACUUGAAAAUGGAGUUUUUUGGUGAGUCGCUGGUAUAAUUAUUGCCUUAUGCUUCUUAUGGUGUAUUUUUUGUAUUGUACUUUUUUGGCGAUUAGAUGAAAAAUUUAGUCAUAUUUGGAUUUUUAGGACUCUAGGACUUUUGGCUGACUAUUCUAUGCCAAUUCUAGGGAAUUUGUGCUUUAUUCCAUUUAUAUCAAUACUUUUAGAAAUAUUUGUAUGUGACCAUUCAAUUGGAAACAAAUUCACAGACAGUUAUCUCUCUGCUGACUGCUAUCAAUUUUGCUGGCAAGGGAAUCAUAUAACUUUUGCAGUCCUGUCUGCGUUUUCUCUUAUUUGCUACGAACCUUUUGCAGUAUUUUGCAGGCCCCUUUGGCAAGAAUUUCAGCAUUCGCUGCACGUGAAAUCCCUUCCUCUUUAUUUGAUGGUAAAAACAGUGAUACAAGUGAUUAUAAUAGUUCUUAACAAAACACUUAAGAAGUCCAGCCAUGUUGUCCAUGGGUUUGUAUUUUCAUUUAUUUUAUUAUUAUAUGAAGUAUUUUUGAUGAGAUUUAAAGCUUAUAACUAUGGAAGGUUUAACUGAUGGCACCAACUCAGCAUCAUUGCAGUAACUUGGGUAUCUUUUCUAUCAACAAUUAAUUUCCUUAUUAGUGAGUCUGAUUUUCCGUGGGUUGUACUUAUUUUUUCUGGAUGGGGAAUUAUAAUUUUAAUAGGCUUUGCUGUCCAAAAGAAGAAGUAUCCGAAUUUACUGUACCGAAAAGAAAAAGAUACUUCAACUCUAUUUAAAUUUGCGUUUACUUUUGGCAAAAAGUCUCGAUCUCACCUUUCAAAAAUCAAGCCUCAAGAGUUAGAUUUUAUUAAAUAA
Molecule: messenger RNA, 4318 nt
Organism: Blepharisma stoltei
Lineage: Eukaryota; Ciliophora; Heterotrichea; Heterotrichida; Blepharismidae
Source: the annotation of a GenBank genome assembly